Molecule: messenger RNA, 2476 nt
Organism: Chlorocebus sabaeus (green monkey)
Lineage: Eukaryota; Metazoa; Chordata; Mammalia; Primates; Cercopithecidae
Source: RefSeq, a predicted model, not a curated record
AUGGAUAUUUCUGUAGAGGCACCAUUGCUCAUGUGUGGCAUGAUCCUCAACGCCAGGAAAGAGACCUACUGGACCAAGAGUCACUUAACUCCCGGAAUCUCGAAGCAGAGGCACCGGGCCAAGAACUUCACAGCCAAGGGCCGCCACCCCAUCGUACCGAAUGUGCCUGCAACCGGGGCGCUGCGGCAGGCCACCACCCGACCCCCAGCUCAGGCGCGACACAAGCGCUCCCCUCCCGUCGUUCCGGCUGCAGAGAGUGGGGUACGGCGGGGGACAGCGAGGACGCCGAAGCACCCCCCGGGCUCCGGGACGCCGCGGCCCAAGACCCGAAGCCGCCCACCUACCGGAACACGGCCCGCGCACGUGCCUAGCGACGUCUCGGUCCUACGCCACCGCCGGUGCCACCAGAGUCCCAGAUCCGCUGACCCAACGCCCCGCGCACCGCCGCGGGCCAGCCACGUGACGGGCCGCGCCAACCCCAAACCCCGAACUUGGCGCUGGACAGCUCGCGCUCCGCUAGGUGCACCCCGCGCGCCAGGCUUAGGCUUGGCCCCGCCCCGGAAGGCGCCCAAUCAGAGAGCGCAGUCAAGCAGGGGCCGCCACCAAACGCACCCGCGCUAUUGGCUGCAGCGGAGCGGCGGGCAGGGCUGGCUGCUCCGGGCCGGCUGGAGGCCUCGUGGUGCAGCUGCGCACCUGGGGCAGGGACCUGUAGGACUGACCCGCUUAGGCUGCAGGUCUGCUCUCCUGGGGCUGAAUCUGAGUGCGGAUCAGCUGGCCCUGGUCUACAGCACGCUGGGGCUCUGCCUGUGUGCCGUCCUCUGCUGCUUCCUGAUGGUGGUGGCCUGCUUCCUCAAGAAGAGCGGGGGUCCCUGCUUCUGCCAGCCCUGCUCAAGGCCCUGUCAAAGUCUGGCCAAGUCUUCCCAAGAUCACGAGACGAAAGCCAGCAGCCUUGUGGGCACAUCACCUAAGCCAGGGGAGACCUGCAGCUUCUGCUUCCCCGAGCACAGCACGCCCACCCAGGAGAGCGCGGUCAUACCUGGGACCCUCAACCCUGUGGGUGAUGGAAGUGCCCUGGAGGUGAAGCAAAGAUGGCAGGAAAUAAAAUGCACUGACAAGUGGCUGAAGAUGCUUGGAGACUGGACAAAAUAUGGGAGCAGCAAGAAGGUAACAUGGGGAGGGAGCAUUGUGUACAAAGGCAUUCCCCUGGUGGUGCGGGGCUGGGCGUGGUCACUCCUGCUAGACAUUGACAAAGCGAAGGCUGAGAACCCAGGGGAAGACAAGGUACAGGUCAUGAAGGAGAAAGGAAAGAGGUCCUCCAGGAUCACCUACCACAUCAAGGUAGAUGUCAGCCGCACCCUGCAGAACCACGUGAUGUUUAGAGAAUGAUUUGGAGUCAGGCAGCAGGAAUUAUGUGACAUCCUCGUGGCCUAUUCUGCAUAUAACCCUGAGGUGGGCUACCACAGGCACCUGAGCCACGUCACCGCCACCCUCCUCCUGUAUCUGCUGGAGGAAGAUGCUUUCUUGGUGCUGGCCCAGCUGCUUGCUGUAUUCUACAGUCGGAAUACUGCCUGGCUCUGGAGGCUUCUAUCAUGCCAGGAGCAGGUGUUGCACAAGUUCUUCCCAAAGAUCAUGAGACACCUGGGCAAGGAAGGGCUGUGUACUGAGGGUUCCAUGCUGAUGAGGCUCCUCCGGUGUUUCAUUGGUGGGAAAUCCUUUGGGUUCACCAUGAGACUGUGGGAUAUGUUUAUCUUGGAGGGCGAGCGGGUACUGACGGCCAUGGCGCAUGCAUCAUUCAAAAUACACAGGAAGUACCUCAUGAAGCUUUCCUGGAGCACCAUCUGGGAGUUUCGGGAGCAACUGUCUCAGAGCUGGGCCCUGGAGGACAACGAGGUCCUCAGGAACCUUCAAACCUCCAUGAAGGAACUCACAAGGAAACACUGGGACCUGCCACCCCCAGGGAACUUCCUACAAAAUGCACAUAGCUGUACCACAGCCUGGGUCUUGCAAUCCAAGGCUGGCAAGGAUUCCUGCAUGUCAAGGGCCUCAGAUGACUUUCAUGCACACCCAAAGACGAGUCCUAGAUGACACCUUCCUGCUCAAAAAAGAAGGAACGAGGGUCAUUGAACGGCGAGCCAGUCACGGAAAGGGGUGAAAUGUGAGUCCGUGGCCUUCCUGACACCCAGACAAGACUUUGGGCACAAAGGCAGGCUGCAGCUCUGGCCACUGACUCCAACCAGCGACGCCCCCAUGCAGGCCGGUGUGUCCUGGCUGCUCUUCUCCCUCCUGCCACCCUCUCCUCGGCUGUCUGUGUUAGGAAAGGAGAAUCUGCCAGUUUUCAGAAGAAAAUGUAGCUUUAUUAUGACAUAGGAAAGACUCAAGUUAUUAGGGGAAGAGGAGGAGUCCUGAAACAGCUCCUGAAAAUGAGAGAGGAAAGGAAGGUGUAAAUAUGUUGGUAAUAAAGUCUCCAACCACAGCA